Molecule: messenger RNA, 2070 nt
Organism: Hemiscyllium ocellatum (epaulette shark)
Lineage: Eukaryota; Metazoa; Chordata; Chondrichthyes; Orectolobiformes; Hemiscylliidae
Gene: tmem18
Product: transmembrane protein 18
Exons: 5
Coding region: 39-491 (150 amino acids)
Cellular component (GO): nuclear membrane
Source: RefSeq, a predicted model, not a curated record
CAGCCUUAUGGGGCAGGGCUUCCUGUGCCAGGACGACGAUGGGGAGUGACGAGGCAGCGUCGCCGGUGCCGAUAGACGAGUUGAGCAAAAUGCGGAUCACCAGCUUGUGGAGCGUCCUGCUAUCUGUUCAGUGGUCAGAGCCGUGGCUGAUUGGACUGCUAGCUUUUCAUGCCUUUUGCUUUCUACUUACCUUGACAACAGUUAAAUUCUACAGAUUUCAGAUUGCUCAUUUCCUUUUUAUGAUUGUGUUAGUAUUCUGUGCAGAAUACAUUAAUGAAAUGGCAGCAUUGAACUGGAGAUUAUUCUCGAUGUACCAGUACUUUGAUUCCAAUGGGAUGUUCAUUUCACUCAUCUUUUCAACCCCACUUUUAUUGAACACUAUGAUCAUCGUGAUUGUGUGGAUAUACAGAACAUUGGCAACUAUGACAGAACUGAAGUCGCUGAAGCAGAAAAGAAGUGCGAACAAGGCAAAGGGAAAGAAAGAUAAAUAAGACAUUUUUAUCUCUAAAGUUGUUCUGAAGCCCUGCACAUAGUCUCCAAAUCAUCCAGGAUUAUCUCUUUGUCCACUCUGUACAGCUGGGCAAAGCAUCAUCGUGAAUAUAAACCUCGGAGAUGUUAAAGGUGUUACUGUUGUUUACACCUGUGCUGACUUUUUAACUCCUAUUAAUGAAUUAGGGAAAUAUAGCCUUUGUUGCUAUAAAUCUCUCUCGUGAUCUCUUAGCGCACAGCAUGUUCUUCUUUGUUAAAUAAUGAUUUAGAUAUCGAACAGGAUCAGUCAUAUGUCAAAAUUAGUCUUGACUACUCAGCGUAGUGACUUGGUGAUCAGUUUCUGUUUUUAGCACAAGUGUGCAGGUCUUAAAACACAAACUGAAGGCUGGAAAAUGAUGAGUGACAUUUGAUAUGUACCUCAACAUAUAUGAAGCACUUCAGUCGAAGACAGUUUACUUUUUUGGCUCACCUUUACAUAUCAGUUCAGAGUCUUGUUUACAUCUCACAUCAUGGUAAAAUCCAUGUUUUGAGCAUGUCCUUGAGCUUGUGAACAGUGCAUAUUGCACUGUUAUUUUACGUGUACUUUAUUCAUCGGUGUCUUUAUCAAUGUUGCCUUUAGCUGCCACAAGGGUUUUUACAAUACGAAGAUAACUUUUCCUGGAAAUGCAAGUCCAGAUAUUAUUUUGAAAGUGUGGGUGUAUGUGAAGACGCAUGCGAUACAAUGGUUUAUUUAGCUCUCACUAUAUGGGAUAUAGGGUACAUAUGAGCAAAAUAUCUGAAAAGGAUGGUGGGCUGUUUGUCCAAAUUCUCGGCAGAAGUGAAGAGCAAAAAAAUGCAGUUCUAAUAACAAAUUGAGGAGGAAAAUACCCUUUGCUAUCCACAUCGGAUACAUAUGUACAGGUGAAUGCUCUUACUAAAACUACCAGAGAGUACAGUUCAGUGAAGGUUAUAUCAUUAAAAUAUCAAAUGUGGAAUAUUUCUGAUUCUUUGGGGAAUCUAGCUGGAACCCUCAAACAGACUGCACUGGACAAUAACUUAACAUCAACGUAUAACCAUUCACAGAAUUUCAUGUCCUCAGGUGAUUUAUUCAGCUGGUGCAGCCAACUUUUAUGAGGAAGGAACCUGUGUCUAUAUCAGUCAAAUCUUCAAGGCUGGAGUCAGCCAAGAGUUUCCUGAUCACCACAUGUUUUGUGGUCCUUACCGCCAAAUAUAUUGGUUAGUGGAAGAUUGCAGAUUUUCCGCUCUGUACAUCUUGUGUAAACAUGUUUAUAAGUAUAUAUCAGAUAGGGAUAUUUGAGUAUUUUUAUAUAUCUGUUGAAUAUAAUUCAUCAAAUGUUUCCAUGCUUUUGCUUAUAUUGAUAAGGGCACUUUAAAAGAUGAAGGAGAGGCCCAGAUUGUUUAUUUUGAAGGGGAGAUUAGCAAAUUUAUAAGUUACUUUGAUGUUAUGAAGCAAAUAUCAUACUAUUUUGGCUGAACUCAAGUGGCCAUUAUGUUUCUUCCUUGAAGAAACAACUGCUCAUUCAUAAAUCAGCUGUUUAAUCACACAUACUUGAUGUAGAGUUAUAUUCUCUGGGAUUUCAA